CAGUUUCAUUUUCUUGUCAAGUCUCGUGAUGCUUAUAAAAACAAGGCGUGGAUUGGCUUGGGUGGGUUCGCUGUCCAUCAGCGCUGUUGGAUUUGGGGUGGGGUGUGCGAGGCGUGUCCUAGGACUCCCGAGCUGGAAUUCCAGCCCCCUCCUCGCUUUGCGGGAACUGGCCUGGGAGAAUGUUCGGUGUCUCAGCCAGCUAAGGUAGCUCAGAAACUCGAAAAUGUGCCCAGCAACAUUCCGAGCGUGGACAGGCAACUGGCAGGAUAGGAUCCUUCGAGAUUGAACAUGUCUGAGAUAGACGAGGACCCCGAAAGGGCAGAGGCUGGGGGAGGACCAAUCUCUCCUGCCCAGGACUGCAUUUCUAGCUCCAAGGACAUUUGCCACGGUGGCCUGGGGAUUCCCUGCCUGCCUGGGAGAACAUGGCCACGGAGGAGGUCCACCAGCUCCACCAACCUGAGCCAGCUGAGAUGAUGCGCCUUGAAGGCCCACAUUUGAAUCAAGGGCCAGGCAAAUCCCGUGGAUCCCUGGCUCCUACGGAAGAGCUGGUGUCCAUCUCCCAACCGGAGGAAGAGGAGCAGAAUGAAGAGGAAGCAGAGGAAGAGGAGGAUGAAGAGGUGGAAGAUCCAGACCUGGCCCUGCACCCGGAGGAAGAGAAGGAAGAAAGUGACCUUGGGGCUCCAGCUACAGUCAGUGCUGCCCCAAAGACACAGCCUACAUUUCCCAGUGUUGGCUCAUCAGCUGGGCAACUUGGACCUCACCUGGCCUCAUCAGACCUGUCUCUCUCCUGCGGCCCAUUGACCUCAGGGCUGUCCAGCCUUCCCAGUCAUUUGACCCAGCUCCACCCUCAGCACCAACUCGUCCUGGAGCAGCAGCAGAGUCGAACCCCAAGUCCUCCCGCCAAGAAGUCUUGGUCCCAGCAGCCAGACCCCUAUGCUAACCUAAUGACCAGGAAGGAGAAGGACUGGGUGAUAAAAGUGCAGAUGGUUCAGCUGCAGAGUGAGAACCUCCGCCUGGAUGACUACUACUACCAGGAAUAUUAUCGGAAAUUAGAGAAGAAGCAGGCAGACCAAGAGCUACUGGGACAGAGGAGCCAGUUGGAAUCUCUCAAGCUGGAAACACCUUACAUUCAGAAGGCAGAGGUUUAUGAAUCAGUGGUUCGCAUUGAGGGUUCUCUGGGCCAAGUUGCUGUGUCAACAUGCUUCAGCCCUCGCAGAGCUAUUGACGCCGUACCCCAUGGAACUCAAGAGCAGGAUACAGGAGCUGCAAGCAGCCAGAGGCUUCGGCUCUUACAUCGGAUCGAGAAGAUGUUCCUGCAAUUACUGGAGAUCGAGGAGGGCCAGAAGGAUGGGCUCUCACAGCCCUUCUGCUCUGAGCAGCAUAGCGACCAAGUUGAGAAGCUCUUCCAGGCCCUCAGGACCCAGGGGCAGAACAACUUGGAGGAGGUGGCAGAUAGCAUCCUGCAGGUGCUAUCAGUGAGGAAGGGGAAAGCCCUAGUGGCCCGGCUGCUCCCCUUUCUGCCUCGGGAUCGGGCUGUCAGCCUGCUUCUGACUAUCACCCACCAUCUGCCCCUCCUGGUCCGGAGGGAUGUGACUGACCAGGCCUUGCAAAUGCUGUUCAAGCCUCUGGGCAAAUGGAUCAGUUACCUAACCUUCCACGAACUCCUCCAAGGGCUUCAAGGACUCACGUUGCUGCCAGCCAGCUCCUCGGAACGACCAAUCACUGUGCUGCUUCAGAACCAGUUUGGAAUAUCUCUGCUGUAUGCUCUGCUGAGUCAUGGGGAGCAGCUGAUAGCCCUGGAUAAUUCUCUAGAGAAACCUAACAGUGACCACACAAGUUGGACAGACAUGGUGGUUCUGAUUGCCUGGGAGAUAGCCCAAAUGCCUACAGCUUCUUUGGCGGAACCACUAGCCUUCCCAAGCAACCUGCUUCCCCUGUUCUGUCAUCAUGUGGACAAACAACUGGUUCAGCAGCUAGAAGCUAGGAUGGAGCUGGCCUGGGUCUGUUGAUCAGUUGAAGCUUUCUCCAUCUACGUAUUCCAGAACCACCACCAGACACAGGUGGUAUGAGGUGGCCUAAAGGGAUUCAGAGAACCUAAAGACAAUCCUUACGCCUUAAGAUGUGGAGGACCUUGCCCCAAACCUGUUCAUAUCCUUUCUUCAAAAACCCAAAUAAUGUGCCUAACGUUAUGGCAUAAAAAGGUACAAUUAAAGAUGUAACAGAAAUGAUGUGUUGAAAUCUGUUUGUAAGGUAGGAUUUAUAAUGGAAGCCUUCUUAAUGUGUGAUUGCUGUUGAAUUGUCCGUUUAAUAAGGGAUAAGUCUAGUAUCCUCUCAGAACUUGCUUCAAUGUUGCCAAUUUUUAUAAAGAGAAAACAGCUAGAGCUAAGAGGUCUGGAUA
This is a messenger RNA of Ochotona curzoniae (black-lipped pika), 2398 nucleotides long. RefSeq names its product PAT1 homolog 2 (gene PATL2). The record is from RefSeq and is a predicted model, not a curated record. The coding region runs from base 423 to 2009 and encodes 528 amino acids. NCBI's taxonomy places the organism in Eukaryota, Metazoa, Chordata, Mammalia, Lagomorpha, Ochotonidae. The transcript has 16 exons. Gene Ontology annotation, biological process: P-body assembly; deadenylation-dependent decapping of nuclear-transcribed mRNA. Gene Ontology annotation, molecular function: RNA binding. Gene Ontology annotation, cellular component: P-body.